AUGAAUCUUGAGCAAAAGCAAGCAUUUUCAGUGGCAAGAUCACCAUUCGAAAUUUCAUGGAACUCCAAAGAGAUUAAAACUUCCGACUUAGACAUAAAACAUGCAUCAGCCAUUCACCCAAAAACAAUUUAUGUUGGAGUAGGAAGCCCACCAGUUCAAACCGAAAGCCCAUCAGUUUAA
Molecule: messenger RNA, 180 nt
Organism: Clunio marinus
Lineage: Eukaryota; Metazoa; Arthropoda; Insecta; Diptera; Chironomidae
Source: the annotation of a GenBank genome assembly